Messenger RNA from Sinocyclocheilus rhinocerous, 818 nucleotides. RefSeq names its product selenoprotein Pb-like. Gene Ontology annotation, biological process: selenium compound metabolic process. Gene Ontology annotation, molecular function: selenium binding. The transcript has 5 exons. The coding region runs from base 1 to 609 and encodes 202 amino acids. Gene Ontology annotation, cellular component: extracellular region. NCBI's taxonomy places the organism in Eukaryota, Metazoa, Chordata, Actinopteri, Cypriniformes, Cyprinidae. The record is from RefSeq and is a predicted model, not a curated record.
AUGUCUUACAGAGAACCAGUCAACAUCAAAGCUCUCCUUAUUGUUUACAAUUUUUCCAUGGUGUAUCUUUUUCUCAAGCAUUGUUUUCUGUGUUCAGUAUCAUGGUCAUUCUUUUGUAUUUCCUUUCUGCACAGAUGUGGACAUCUCACCUUCCACAUUGUCCUGCCCUUCAGCUUUCUUCACUACCCUUAUAUAGAAGCUGCCAUCAGGGCUACAUACCACAAAAAUAUAUGCAACUGCUCAUUACAUGCAAACUCCUCCAUAUCAGAAGGCUUCGAAAACAACAAAAACAUUGCAAAUGAGCCUACAGAAGUGAACAACCAGAAGACUAACAAUACAGAGCCUGUAACUGUUGAGCAUCAUCACCAUCAACAUGAGCAUCAUCAUCAACAUGUGCAUUAUCAUCAUCACCAACAUGUGCAUCAUCAUCAUCAUCAAAAUAAAAAUAACAGCACAGGUGAUUCAGAUGUGACCAGCGUACCAAAGGAACCAAUCCAGCAUUCACAUCAAGAACAUAGUCAUCACAAAAGCUGCUCUUGUUUGGUUCUCGUUGCUCUUAAUGAAGUGUGCACUUUAAACCUGAGUCAGGGGUCUGCAUACGGAUGUUGAGCAGAAGAGUCAUUUACACAAGACUUCUGUUUCCCUCCUUCCUUUUAGGGAAUAUAUAAGAGUGCUGAACGAAAGAGUUUGCUAUUUGUAUUAUUUGUUAACUGCCUUGUAUUUAUGUGAUUAUAUGAUGUGUUAAGGAAAUAUGUUUAUGACCCAAAGUGGUAUGCAAGGAGCUGUAUAAAAAUAAAUCUACAUCAGCAUUUAAUAUA